AUGAUUUUUAUAUUAGGUCAAGCAGGAGUUAAUCAACUUGGUGGUGUUUUUGUUAAUGGUCGUCCAUUACCUGAUCAUGUUCGUCAACAAAUUGUUGAAUUAGCAUUACUUGGAAUUCGUCCAUGUGAUAUAUCAAGGAAAUUACUUGUUUCACAUGGUUGUGUUUCGAAAAUUUUAACAAGAUUUUAUGAAACAGGUUCGAUUCGACCAGGAUCAAUUAAUGGUGGAAGUGGACGGCAUUCAAAAAAUGUUGGUAUUUCAUCAUCAUCACAUAAAUCAAUUGACAAUAAAGAAUUAUCAUCAACUCGGAAUUAUCGAUCAUUUCCAACAAGUUCUAAUCAUCUUCCAUCAAAUCCAUAUUCAACAUCACGAUAUUUUUCAUUUCACCAUUCUAAUCCAUUUUUUUUUCAACAUCGGCCGCCACCACCACCACCACCGCCACCACUUAAUCCACCAUCAGAUGAAAUUGAUGAAUCUAAUGAAUCCGACGACAAUGAUGAUGAUGAUGACGAUGAUAAUAGUUCAAUAUUAUCAAUAGAACCAAAACCAAAUUCAUCAUCAUCAUCACUUAUAAAACAUUCAAUUGAAAAUAUUUUAUCAAAUAAAGUAACAAUAAAAACUAAACGACCAUUAUCAUCAUCUUCAAAUUCAUCACAUGAUGAACAAACAACUAACAAACGUCGAAAAUUUAUUGCAUGUUAA
This is a messenger RNA of Rotaria sp. Silwood2, 702 nucleotides long. Lineage: Eukaryota; Metazoa; Rotifera; Eurotatoria; Philodinida; Philodinidae. The record is from the annotation of a GenBank genome assembly.